Molecule: messenger RNA, 399 nt
Organism: Argiope bruennichi
Lineage: Eukaryota; Metazoa; Arthropoda; Arachnida; Araneae; Araneidae
Product: spidroin-1-like
Exons: 2
Coding region: 1-399 (132 amino acids)
Source: RefSeq, a predicted model, not a curated record
AUGGUACAACAAGCAGUUCAGCAACUUACAUCUGGUGGAUAUGGAUAUGGAGCAGGUGCUGCCGCAGGAGCUGGAGCAGGGGCAGCUGCUGGAGCUGGUUCAUAUAGUGGUUCAAUUAAUCGCUUGUCUAGCGCUGAAGCCGUGAACAGAGUGUCUUCUAAUGUUGGAGCUUUCGUCUCUGGAGGUGCAUCCGCCCUUCCUGGCGUAAUUUCAAACAUUUUCUCUGGAGUGAGUGCAUCGGCUGGCUCCUACGAAGAAGCAGUUAUUCAAUCUCUAUUGGAAGUAGUUUCUGUUCUGCUGCAUAUAUUAAGCAAUUCUUCCAUCGGGUAUGUUGGGCCAGAAGGAUUAGAAGACUCAUUGGCAGUUGUUCAGCAAGCCGUAGGACCUGUAGUCUGUUAA